CAUUAUAAUAACUUCAUUAAUUCGACAGCAGUCGUAGUAGUCGGACGCAUCUGCUAUACCCUCAAUAUACUUAUUGUGAUCUGAACUUGCGUAUAGUUGUGUACUCCGUUUCUGAGAGACAAUGUACAAAGUGCUGAGUGUGUGGGCGCUAGUGGUGCUGUGUGCGGGGCUGGUCCACUCCUGGGACUACGCAAUGGCUACAGAAAAACGAAUAGAUUUUUUUAAAAACGAUGCGGUAACACACAGCAUCGUAAGUCUCCAGUUUAAGAACCUCACGGCGUUAGCUUACGAUGCACUCCACGACACGCUCCUGAUCGUCGACCAACAGACAGACAACUCUUCCGUAUACCGAUUGAACUUCACAUCCAACGACAUCGAGCUCAUACUUACCAGGAAACAGAUCCAGACUAUAGCCUACGACCCAGUCAAGGAUUUACUUUUCUGGGUUCAGGAAAUAAAUAUUUUUUCGAUACCUUUAAAGUUUGGAUCUAAAUGCGACGUCAGUGAACAAAAUCUUGUAAUUAAGUUGCCUGAUCAAAUCCCAAGUUCUAUUGCAGUGGACAGUUGUGAAGGGUUUGUUUACUGGACCAACAAAAACAUUGCGAAGCCUACAAUAGAGAGAGUUCGAUUUGAUGGCUCAGCAAGAGAAGUUGUGAUAGAUAAGGAUAUCCAUGAGCCUAAUCAUCUUGUCAUCGACCCUCAGAUAAAGAAAAUGUUUUGGAUUGAUACGAGACGUAAUGAAACCCACAAUUACAAAUUGAAUCAUGCGUAUUUGAAUGGAACGAACGAAUCCGACUCAGCACUAGGUAAUGGUCGUAUUCCAACAGCAUUGUCUAUCUCAAACCAAUUUGUUUACUGGGCCGAUCAUGGUGUAAAAUUGUUUAUUUAUACACUGCCGAAACCCUAUCUUCAUGGACUUCAUGAAUCCGAGACUGGAGGCCAGCAAUCAUCAAAAAUCGUGGCCAAAUAUACACUUGCAGAACAAACUAAAGGAAUUCAUGAAUGUUCAACUCUAACUAGUUUGCUACAAGAAAAUGCCACCAACAAUGACAACAUUUGUGUUCAUGGUGAGAAAGCUAAUGCCACAUCUUGCACAUGUGCCCCUGGCUACAUCGGUGAGAGAUGCGAUGUGUCAGUCUGUCAAAACUAUUGCAUCCAAGGAACCUGCAGUGUCAGUGAUGAAGGGGAACCCUCUUGCAGAUGCGAGUCUGGUUAUUCUGGAGCGAGGUGCGACAUCAACAUGUGCUUCAAUUAUUGUCUGAACAACGGCGUUUGUUACUUUACAGAAGAGAAUGAACCACUCUGCCAAUGCAGUGGAAAUUACAGUGGUUCCAGGUGUGAAGCUAUCAAAAGUGACACAGUUUGUACAACGUUAAGUUCUGGAUAUAUUAACAUUACUAAUCCGAAACCAGCACAUAAUAACUUUACUAUAGCCGAAGUGUUGUUAAACCGUCGUAAUGUAACUAAAGUGACUGUUAACGUGGAAAUAGAAUCUAGUUAACGUACUCGUAUUUAUUUGAUAUUCUGUAUUAAAUUAAGAAUUACUUUUUAUUCUGAUGUUCUUUGUACUUGCAAUAUUUUAACAAACUUUUGGUUUUAAAUCUCCCAGUUACAAGGUUAGUUAUUGUGAAAUUAUUUAAGUCGCUACUAUACAAGCUGUCAGUGGCAAGGCGUCCCUAUAAGCCGAUUCCUAUCGGCUUCCCUUUGGAUUUUCAAGUUAGAAGCAUAGGUUUAAUUAGUAUAAUAAUUUAAACCACACAAUUUAAAUAUGUAAGUAUAAAAAACGCCUACCACCGUUAAUUUUAUUGAGCGAAUGAGAAAGAACGAGUCCCGAGUAGAGUAGCUUUAUCUGUCUACGCGUGAGUUACAGCACCUAGAGCUUUCAAAUGUAAACAAAAAAAUCAGGCAAAUUCACUCUCAUUGUUCUUAUUUUGUUUUAGAAACGAUUUGUUUGUUGUUUUAAUAGAAUUUAUUAGUGAG
Molecule: messenger RNA, 1980 nt
Organism: Helicoverpa armigera (cotton bollworm)
Lineage: Eukaryota; Metazoa; Arthropoda; Insecta; Lepidoptera; Noctuidae
Product: protein cueball-like
Exons: 4
Coding region: 122-1501 (459 amino acids)
Biological process (GO): canonical Wnt signaling pathway
Molecular function (GO): Wnt receptor activity; Wnt-protein binding
Source: RefSeq, a predicted model, not a curated record